CACACACUCACGCACACACAUACAACCAACACUUGGAGGAAAAAAGACGCACCGAAAGACGCACGAAGGCUUUGUGUUGAUAAACAGAAGAGGGAGAAGUAAAGAAAACCCGGACCAUUGCGGACCAAACGGGGCCAAACACUCACCCAGGUAUGGCGGCGGUGUUGCCGAGAACGCUCGGUGAGCUGCAGCUCUACCGGAUCCUGCAGCGGGCCAACCUGCUCUACUACUACGAGGCCUUCAUCCAGCAGGGCGGCGACGACGUGCAGCAGCUCUGCGAGGCCGGGGAGGAGGAGUUCCUGGAGAUCAUGGCCCUCGUCGGCAUGGCCAGCAAGCCGCUGCACGUGCGCCGCCUGCAGAAGGCGCUGCGAGACUGGGUCACCAACCCGGCCAUCUUCAACCAGCCGCUCACAUCGCUGCCCGUCUGCAGCAUCCCCGUCUACAAGCUGCCCGAGGGUUCGCCCACGCUGCUGAGCGGCCAGGACCGCGCCAACACCGCCAGCGUCAAGAUGCCCAAAGCCGUCGCCGCCGCCUGCUCCGACCCAGGGAAGCUGGACGUGGCGCGGGAUAAAGUCUCAGCGGGGUCGCCGCUCCAGGGCAGCAGCGAGGCUCGGUUCUGGUCGGGCCACAGCAACGACAGCGAGCACAGCCUGUCGCCGUCCGACCUCGGCUCCCCGUCCUCGCCGAGAGACGCGCUGGAGGCUCUGGACGCCGCCGCCGUCCAGUCGGUGCUGGAGUGCGUGGACAGGAUGGCGCCGGGGCUCGCCAAGACGGACUCGACCGAAGUGAAGGAGCAGCUGAAGACCAACAAGAAGCUGGCGAAGAUGAUCGGACACAUCUUCGAAAUGAGCGACGACGACCCGCGGAGGGAGGAGGAGAUUCGUAAAUACAGCGCCAUCUACGGGCGCUUCGACUCCAAGAGGAGAGACGGCAAACACCUGACGCUCCACGAGCUGACGGUGAACGAAGCAGCAGCUCAGCUCUGUAUGAGGGACAUGGCUCUGCUGACGCGCCGAGACGAGCUGUUCGGACUCGCCCGGCAGAUUUCCAGAGAAGUCACCUACAAAUACACCUACCGCACCAGCAAGUCUCGGUGUGGAGACAGAGACGAGCCGUCCCCUAAAAGGAUUAAAACAGAGGAGAACUUCUUCGACAUCCAGGAGGCGCUGCAGGCCAUCCACAUGAGGCAGGAGAUGCUGAGGGAGCAGCUGGCCUGCGCCAAGUCGAAAGGAGAGGAAACUAUCGGGCGAAAUCUGCAGAUGCAGCUGGAGCGUCUGCUGGCGAGGCAGAUGGAGAUCCUGCAGGACGCCGCCGUCCAGGAGCGACUCCAAGCUCUAGACUGGAGGAUUCCUCCCGCCGCCUUAAAGUACCUCAACGACGCCCAUAACACCAACGGAGCCGCCAGCGACUCCAGCAGAGACAACCAAGAUGAACGACCAAUCAACUUGCGGGUGGUUAGUCAAAACAUGCAGGAAGGCGACCUCCCGUUGGGCAAGCAGCUAGCCAAUGAGCUGAAGCGCCAUCACAACCACAACAACAGCAACAACAACAACAACACAGACGAGACCAAAACACCAGCAACAGAAAACGGGACGUCGCAGCGGGCAUCUAGCAACGCAGAAAAGAAGACCAUCAAGUCAGAGCCGGAAGACUCCACAUAGUGCCUCCCGCCUCACCCACCCCUCCACCCUACCAACCCCCCCCCACCCCCCACCCCUACUUCAUUCUACUCACACUUGACAGUAUGCAGUUAUUACCCGUCAAUAGAUACUAAGCAAGCACAGCCACAGUAGAGCCUUAACAACCAAUGUUGCCUCAUGAAUAGCAUUUAUUUUUCUUUGUUUUUGUCUUUUUUUGUUGUUUUGUUCUUAAGAAAGUAUUUGCCAAAGCACCUACAGAGCAUGUUGAGACGCCCCUCGAUGCUCUACAGGUCUUUGUCUGUUGAUUAAUUGUACACGUUAGAUGUACAGGUAAUUUAAGAGUGAUCUGUUGCAGACAUUUGUACACUCUUUACCUCGGCCUGGGUGUUAUUUUUGUUGCUUUAUUUGGACAGCCAGGUUGCAGGCUUUCGUGCCGGGGCUGAAUCAUAACUCAAACGUAGAUUCAGAGAUGGAAGAGUUGUUGGAGCAUGUUUUGACAAGUUUAGCCUCUUGGUAACACUUUACAUGUCUACUAUUUAAUUCAUAUUUCAAGUCCUUUUUCCACUCGCUGACACCUUAAAACUGAAGCUGCUGGUGAAAAUACACUGUGCCGCUAUUUAAUACAAAUUAAAAAUUCCUAAAUAUUUAAUGUAUCUAUGAACAGCAGGGCUCUAGUGAGUCUUGGUCAGUCCAUCACUUGUACAGACAUGCAUAUAAUCCAGAAGUUAAUUCAUCCUAAUUAAUUUGUUAAUCCCAUCAGUUUUCAUGUAGGAACAGUUGCAAAUUCAAGGUUUUAAUAUGUGAAAUACCUCGAAAUCUACUAAAUGGAUUGGCACAACAUUUCCUAAAGACUUUUAUGUUACUCACAAGAUGAAUUGUACUAAUUUUGGUGAUAUUUUUCUCAAACAUUGAACCUUAAAUUUUUCCAAUACUUUGGUUUAAACCUGCAAAACUACUGACAUUCCCACCAGCCUCAACCAUACUUUGAAUUUAAUGCUAAUUAGCAAAUGUUUGCAUGAAUACUAAGGCGGUGACAUUACUUGCUAAGCAUUUAUGUUUAUGAAGAACAUUUCUUAACAGGUAAACUCAAUGUACUUUACAUUAAAGUGCUUACAGCAACA
Scomber scombrus (Atlantic mackerel) is the source of this 2761-nucleotide messenger RNA. Its product is annotated as NGFI-A-binding protein 1-like. Gene Ontology annotation, cellular component: nucleus. Gene Ontology annotation, molecular function: transcription factor binding; transcription coregulator activity. The record is from RefSeq and is a predicted model, not a curated record. The coding region runs from base 153 to 1661 and encodes 502 amino acids. Gene Ontology annotation, biological process: negative regulation of DNA-templated transcription. Lineage: Eukaryota; Metazoa; Chordata; Actinopteri; Scombriformes; Scombridae. The transcript has 9 exons.